Hevea brasiliensis (rubber tree) is the source of this 1371-nucleotide messenger RNA. Its product is annotated as LRR receptor-like serine/threonine-protein kinase EFR. Gene Ontology annotation, molecular function: protein binding; ATP binding; protein kinase activity. Gene Ontology annotation, biological process: protein phosphorylation. The record is from RefSeq and is a predicted model, not a curated record. NCBI's taxonomy places the organism in Eukaryota, Viridiplantae, Streptophyta, Magnoliopsida, Malpighiales, Euphorbiaceae. The transcript is spliced from 4 exons. Bases 1 to 1371 code for a protein of 456 amino acids.
AUGGCAUGGAAUCAGUUAGAAGGUAACAAUCUAACAGGAAGUAUCCCUUCUUCUUUUGGUAACUUGUCAUCUCUUGCCAAGCUUUAUCUACAUACUAAUUCCUUGCUUGGAAGCAUCCCUAAUGGCCUCGGUAGAUUGACAAAUCUCAUAGACAUUUGGGUGGGUACUAAUAGCUUAUUUGGGGACAUCCCUCUCUUAUUCUUUGAUCUCUCUUCUUUAAUAAACUUUAAUGUGGCAGUUAACCAAAUUCAUAGGGUUCUUCCAUCUGACAUAGGCAUCACUCUUCCUAAUAUGCAACAUUUUGCUAUUUCUGCUAACCAUUUUACUGGGACCAUUCCAGUUUCAAUAUCUAAUGCCUCCAAACUAGAAGAAUUCCUAGUUUCGGAUAAUAAACUUACAGGGAGCGUUCCUUCAACUUUGCGUAAUUGUCAAAACUUACAAAUACUCAAUCUCUCCACUAACAAUCUCACUAGUGCCAUACCCCCACAAGUUGUUGGCCUUGCAACCUUUAUCUUUCUUGACUUAUCUGAUAAUCAUUUGAUUGGUAAUCUUCCUAGUAAUAUUGGGAUUUUAAAAAACCUUGGCAAGUUUCAUGUUCAUGGGAAUAUGUUAAGUGGGGAAAUUCCAAGCAGUUUUGGUAGUUGUGUAAGCCUGGAAAUAUUAGAUGUGGGAAAUAAUUCCUUCCAAGGGUCUAUUCCUUCAUCAUUGAGUUCAUUGAGAGGAAUUGUGCCCACUGAUGGAGUGUUCAAGAAUUUGAGUGUUGUUCCAAUCAUGAGAAACACCAAGCGUUAUGGGGGCAUAUCUAAGUUCCAUUUACCUGCAUGCAAUUUCAAAAGGUCUACAAGUACGAGAUCAGCUAUUAAACUCAAAGCAAUUAUUGCUAGUUUUAUGGAAGGGUUUCUUGGGGUAAUUUUGGUUCUGACACUUCUAUUUCUUUUGAGGUUGAGAAAGAAAAACCGUGCAUUUGCUUCAUUGACUCCCCAAAAUACACUUUUCAAUCUCUCUUAUUGCGAUCUCCAUGAAGCAACCAAUGGUUUCUCCUCUGCAAAUUUAGUUGGUAUUGGUAGCUUUGGGUCUGUAUAUAAGGGAAUUUUUGGAGAAGAUAGAGCACUUAUCGUUGUUAAGGUGCUUAAUCUCCAACAUCAUAAAGCCACUAAGAGCAUCAUAGCUGAAUGUGAAGCCUUUAGAAAUGUUAGACAUCAAAAUCUUGUAAAGGUGCUAAUUGCAUGCUCAAGCAUCGAUUAUCAAGGCAAUGAUUUCAAGGCCCUAGUUUUUGAGUUCAUGGUUAAUGGGAGCUUAGAAGAACGGUUACAUUCACCUGUUAUAGAAGAUGGCAAUGAAGAGGCAUCAAAGAGUUUAAAUCUUCUUUAA